Molecule: messenger RNA, 1737 nt
Organism: Closterium sp. NIES-65
Lineage: Eukaryota; Viridiplantae; Streptophyta; Zygnematophyceae; Desmidiales; Closteriaceae
Source: the annotation of a GenBank genome assembly
AUGAAUGUACGGUCAGCGAUCGACUUAGACCUGAAUCAACGGCCAGAAAUCCUCGUCGCGAUCGAGGAGAGCUUAUCGCGAUGCCUCGUCCAAUCAGAUCUCGAGGGCGUGCCUGGGGUCGGGCCGAAGCAAGAGGGGAAGGUUCGGGACGUGUACACUGCCAAGCCUGCGGCAGGUUCGGCGGCGAGUCGCGACAGCAACAGCAACACGGACGAAGAACUGCUUGUGGUGGUAACCACAGAUCGUCAAAGCGCGUUCGACCGGAUUCUCGCGUCCGUACCGUUCAAAGGGCAGGUGCUGAAUCAGACGAGUGCGUGGUGGUUCGAGCAGACAGCACCCAUCGUACCCAACGCCUUCCUCUCCUCUCCUCACCUCGUCCCAUGUCAGACGCCCGCUCACCCAUCUCCCUCCCCUCUCUCACCCUCCUCCCCCCUCCCACCACCCUUCUCCUCAGGUGCUGAACCAGACCAGCGCGUGGUGAUGGUGAGUGAGAGGGAGAUGGUGAGUGAGAGGGAGAUGGUGAGUGAGAGGGAGAUGGUGAGUGAGAGGGAGAUGGUGAGUGAGAGGGAGAUGGUGAGUGAGAGGGAGAUGGUGAGUGAGAGGGAGAUGGUGAGUGAGAGGGAGAUGGUGAGUGAGAGGGAGAUGGUGAGUGAGAGGGAGAUGGUGAGUGAGAGGGAGAUGGUGAGUGAGAGGGAGAUGGUGAGUGAGAGGGAGAUGGUGAGUGAGAGGGAGAUGGUGAGUGAGAGGGAGAUGGUGAGUGAGACAGUGCCUUUGCUUGCUGAGCUGAGUGCCUUCCUCUCCUUGUCCGACCCAACGUCACGCUCUUCCCUUUGCUGGGUACCUAAAAUGCCAAGUCUUCCCGUGAAGAGAGACGUUGGGUCGGGCGUUGGGUGGAGUUCGUUGGUGCAUGAGUACCAAGGGCGAGUGCGUGGAUACAUCACCGGCACCACCAUGCGUGGAUACAUCACGGGCACCACCAGUACGUCCCUGUGGACCGUAUACAGCGAUGGGGCUCGGUCCUACUGCGGGAACGACCUGCCUGAAGGUCUGUGCAAGAACGACCGCCUAUCAGCCAACAUUCUGACCCCCACCACCAAGGCAGCCGAUCACGACGAGCCAGUCACACCAGAGGAGAUCGUCUUGCGCGGGCUCAUGACCCGGGAGGAGUUUGAGACCACCAGGGACUUGGCUCUAAAGCUGUUUGCUUUCGGGCAGCAGGUGGCGGGGGAGCACGGGCUGAUUCUUGUGGAUACGAAAUACGAGUUUGGGAAGGAUUCUGACGGCAACAUUCGACUCAUUGAUGAGCUGUUUGCGUUCGGACAGCAGGUGGCAGGGCAGCAUGGGCUCAUUCUUGUGGAUACAAAAUACGAGUUUGGGAAGGAUUUGGAGGGCAACAUCCGAAUAAUAGAUGAGGUCCACUUGCACUGGAACUCCCCUUUGCUCCCCGCCUUCUCUCCCGUCUCACCCCCUCCCUCUCCCCCUCCCUCUCCCCCUCCCUCUCCCCCUCCCUCUCCCCCUCCCUCUCCCCCUCUCCCUUCGCCCCAUCUCUCCCCGUCCACCCAGGUGCACACACCCGACUCCAGCCGCUAUUGGAUCGCAUCCACAUACGAGCAGAGGCAUGCAGAAGGGUUGGAGCCGCAGAAUAUAGACAAGCCAGCCCCCGUCAUCAUCAUCUCUCUCAGCGUUUGUCAAUGCUCCUCCACUCCACGCCCUGUAUUCACCACAGAUUGCUUCUGA